CGUGAAGUGUGGCUACAAAACAUUUCACGCGAGGACUUCCGUGCAACGCCGUCGACGCGGCUUUGCGAGGAACAUUUCACGCCAGACCAGUUCGAGCCAUUUGCUCUUGAACGCGGCGUGAAGAAGCUCAAACGCGACGCUGUGCCAACGCUUUUUAAGCCUUCCCGGCAGCGAAGGCGCACGAAAAGGCCUCUGCCGACAGGAAAUGGCAUCAGCAUUGACAGCAGCUCAAUAGGACAUGACCACUGCUACUUUCAUGCAUCUCAUGAGAGUGAUACUCAAGAAAUGUCUCCAGAAAAUGUGCCUCACAUUUCAAGUGAAGCAGAAGUGGUUAGCCAAGGUACUCUGGACAUUGUGCAAAGAAGUUCUGCGUGCAAUAUAUCGGGUGCAACCUCACGUGCAGCUCUGUUGGCCAGAAUAAACGGUCUGGAACGACAGCUGACCAUUUCGAAAGCUAAGAUGAGGGCGAAAGAGCGGGAGCACAAGAAACUUAUGCUGCACUUGUCGUCAUACAUAAAUGAAGACCAGUUCGCCAGCUUGCAUCGUUCACCAAGAGGCACAGUGUGGUCCAAGGAAACACUGAUCAAGGCGCUGAAGAUUCGCCUAUCCUGUGGCUCAAGGGGCUAUGAUAUGGUCAAGCAGCUCGGCCAGCCAUUGCCAUCACAGCGCACACUUCAACGUCACAUUGAGCACUGCAAGUUUCGUCCAGGGCUGCUGGUGGACAUUAUGGACUCUCUCGCUGUUAAGGUAAUCGUAACAAAUUUGUCCAUUUUGCAGGACUAUGUAAGUUCCGGUAUUUUAAUUUUUUGUUUGUCGUUUCUCUACUUAUACUGACAUGCCUCAUAAUGCAAUCACGGCGUUUCCGAAAAAUGGUUAGCAUUUCAUGGUUGUCUGAACGCAAGCUAGAUAGCAUAGGGUUGUCAUUUUAGCAGCAACCCAUCUAAUAACAACCUAGGCCUUGCAGGACACUGCAAUGCAGUCUAAGCUGUCAAACAUCCACUUGAUAGUUGUCUGAUCAUGACAGCAUGCAAGGUAGUUUUGUGAUGGGAAGCUUAUAGUUUAUAGUGUAAGGUAGCGCCAGAUAUUAGCCAGAUAAGUGUGUUGUUAUAUAAAAUAACAAAAGUGUUCAUUGCACGUUUUGGUUGUUGCAAGUGUACCGAAUCGGUGCGCUGCGCCAAAACCACUAUUCAUCACUGAUUGACUGAACAUGUAUUCUUGACAACGCUUCUGCGCAUUGCACGCUCUCAGUGGUAUCUUUCAAUGACUCGUGUGUUUGUGUCAUGAUGAACAGUUAUUUCAUUACAUUGGUCGACCUCAUUCAAAUGGAUGCUUAGUUGAGAAGUGCUUCUAUGGAGGUGACCCUAACGUUAAUGGAAUUAUGACCUAUUA
This is a messenger RNA of Rhipicephalus sanguineus (brown dog tick), 1389 nucleotides long. RefSeq lists its product as uncharacterized. Bases 286 to 834 code for a protein of 182 amino acids. The record is from RefSeq and is a predicted model, not a curated record. NCBI's taxonomy places the organism in Eukaryota, Metazoa, Arthropoda, Arachnida, Ixodida, Ixodidae. The transcript has 5 exons.